UUCCGCUCUCUCUCCUCUGCAACACAACUAAACUAUCCCAUUAACCAUAUCACUAGACUUCCACCACCACCGAUCUCCUCCACAACUCCUCCUCCACUCCUCACACGUCUCUUCUUAUUUUUGUCAUAUUCAUUACCAAAAAAAGAAAAAAAAUAUUAUUAAAUACGAUAUUGUAUUGUAAUAUACUUUCACCAUCUUCGGACGAGAACUACCUUUCUUUUGUUGAUUUUGGGCUAACGCUAGUUCUGUACCGUACGUGGGCUAAAGGGUAGAGGGUUAUUUUAAUGGGGAAUGCAAACGGUAGGGAGGAAGGAGAAAGAGACGAUGAAGAAGGGUUAGAAAACGGUGAGUUGCCGUCGCCAUCGCCAUCGCCGUCGCCUGUGAUCGGAAGAGGGGCGUCGACUACAAGCCAGUCGGUUUCAAUAUUGGAUAGUAAUGAUGUUCAUACUCAAAAUAAUAAUAGUCCUCCAGAUCAUGCCCCUGCUCGAUCCACGUCUCCUUUCUUGUUCCCUCCUCAGGCUCCUGUUGCCCCCUUGCGAAGGCCUGAUGCCCCUCCUGUUUUUGAUCAAGUUUGGCAGAAUGAUUCCCAUGAAGUUGUUGAUGAAGACCAAUCCCCUGAGCAAGGAAUCCCUACAGUUAUCACAUGGAGCCAUGGUGGAAACGAUGUGGCUGUCGAAGGAUCAUGGGACAACUUUUCUUCAAGGAAAAAGUUACAAAGAUCUGGGAAGGAUCAUUCUAUUCUUUUGGUCCUUCCAUCAGGUAUAUACCACUAUAAGUUCAUUGUGGAUGAAGAGUGGAGAUAUAUUCCAGAUCUCCCUUCUGUAACUGAUGAAAUGGGCCGUGUUUGUAAUCUUCUUGAUGUUCAUGAUUUUGUGCCAGAAAAUAUUGAUAGUGCAGUUGAGUUUGAGGCCCCACCAUCUCCAGACUCCACUUACAGUCAAGCAUUUCCAGCUGAGGAUGAUUUUGCGAAGGAUCCUUCAGCAGUUCCACCGCAGCUAAGUCUAACAGUCCUUGAUGAAGCUUCUUCUUCCAAGCCUCAACAUGUUGUGCUGAACCACCUUUACAUUGAGAAGGGAUGGGCAUCUCAGUCUCUAGUUGCUCUUGGACUAACCCAUAGAUUCCAAUCCAAGUAUGUAACUGUUUGUCUUUAUAAGCCACUCAGAAGGUAGCACCCUUCCACUUUCCAUUCAUGACUCUGAAGGAAAGAUGAUCGCUUUUGUAAUAUGGUUUGCUCUGAGAUUUCUCUGUUUAUAGAUUUUCUCUACUUCUACA
Populus nigra (black poplar) is the source of this 1272-nucleotide messenger RNA. RefSeq names its product SNF1-related protein kinase regulatory subunit beta-1-like. The record is from RefSeq and is a predicted model, not a curated record. Lineage: Eukaryota; Viridiplantae; Streptophyta; Magnoliopsida; Malpighiales; Salicaceae. Gene Ontology annotation, molecular function: protein binding. The transcript is spliced from 4 exons. Bases 285 to 1169 code for a protein of 294 amino acids.